Messenger RNA from Xenopus laevis (African clawed frog), 2203 nucleotides. It is a transcript of the gene mest.L, whose product is annotated as mesoderm specific transcript L homeolog. Bases 79 to 1059 code for a protein of 326 amino acids. Gene Ontology annotation, molecular function: monoacylglycerol lipase activity; catalytic activity. NCBI's taxonomy places the organism in Eukaryota, Metazoa, Chordata, Amphibia, Anura, Pipidae. The transcript is spliced from 13 exons. The record is from RefSeq and is a predicted model, not a curated record. Gene Ontology annotation, biological process: animal gross anatomical part developmental process; acylglycerol catabolic process. Gene Ontology annotation, cellular component: membrane; endoplasmic reticulum membrane.
GUGUAUGGCCACUUGGGCUACAGUCUGUAACUUAGAAACUGACAGCCGUCUGACUACAGAGAAGUCCAGCUGAGCAGGAUGAAGGAGUGGUGGAUUCAGGUUGGACUGCUGACUGUUCCCUUUCUGGCUGUCUAUCUGCACAUCCCUCCUCCUAACUUCUCCCCGGCACUUUUCACAUGGAGGUCAACAGGGGCAUUCUUUAACUUUCAGGAGCAAAAGAUUUUCUACAUAGAUUCAUGGGGGGCUGUUGGCAGCUCAGAUAUUGUUAUUCUACUGCAUGGCUUUCCAACCUCAAGCUAUGACUGGUACAAGAUUUGGGAGGGUCUUACCCAGAGAUUCCAUCGAGUGAUUGCUCUGGAUUUUAUAGGGUUUGGUUUCAGUGACAAGCCAAGACUCCACCGGUACUCUAUUUUUGAACAAGCUAGUAUUGUGGAGGAAAUGAUUAGUCACCUUGGCCUGAGAGAUCAAAAAGUAAACAUCCUGUCCCAUGAUUAUGGAGAUACAGUUGCCCAAGAACUGCUCCACAGGUAUAAUCACAGAAGAACAGGACAUAUAAAUAUAGGAAGUUUAUGUCUCUCUAAUGGAGGUAUCUUCCCAGAGAAACACUAUCCCAGGCUUAUUCAGAAGGUGCUCAAAGAUGGUGGGAUAUUUUCACCAAUCCUCACAAGGCUUAUGAACUUUUAUUUCUUUACCAAAGGAAUCAGCGAGGUGUUUGGCCCUCAUACACAACCCUCGGAGGCAGAGUACUGGGACAUGUGGACUGCCCUUAGGAAUAAUGAUGGAAACCUGGUGAUAGAUAGUGUUUUACAGUUUAUAAACCAGCGUAGGAAGUACAGAGACCGUUGGGUUGGAGCAUUAAUCAAUACAUCAGCUCCAUUGCAUCUUAUUUAUGGACCCUUGGAUCCUGUAAAUCCUCACCCUGAGUUUAUAGAACAUUACAAAAACAUGAUUCCAAAAUCGUCAUUCACUAUUCUAGACGACCAUAUUAGUCACUACCCCCAACUGGAGGAUCCCACUGGUUUCCUAAAUGCCUAUUUGAACUUCAUUAAUUCAUUCUGAAAGAGGCAAAUGCAUUUAUAUUCUGUGAUUCUGCCCAGGCUCAUAUGGAAUUUCACCAGAUGUCUUUUGCAACUGAGUUUUGGCAAUGUGAUGAUAAAUCAGUUUAAUUACAGCUCAUUGCUCAAUUGAUUCUAUUGUGACUGAUACUUAAUUCUACAUGUGACAAAAUGUACUCUCAGGGACUGCUGUUCUAUAUCCCAUCAAGAGGCCUUUAUUUGUAUUUAUAUUACAUAUCCAUGGUCUUAUUAUAAUAUGCUUCCUUAGUGGCUAACUCCACUAGCCAUUUUAUGAGCAGUCUGCUGUGUUACCAGAAGCAUUUGGGUGCUUAACAGUUUUUAUAGAGCAACAUGGAAUCUCUCAUACAUCUUAUCUUAGGUAAUGACCUGGAACUCUGCAAAUGCAAAGAAGUAUUGUCCAUUAAGCUGAUAUGGAUGCAGUUAUGCAAUGCAAAUAAUCUCUUCUGCACUGGACUCUUGGACUGUGUGCAUACAGACCUACAGCAAUACUGAAUAAAAAGAAUAUAUGCAGUGAAAAAGGGCUGUCGGCACUUCUCAACACCAGUAUCUACAUUAUAAACAUGAAAAUGGUCUGGCAGCACUUCUGAACUCCAAUUUCUACUUUAUGAAUGGAUGCUUAACUACUUGUCCAUUGCCAGUGAUUAUUUUUAUAAAAACAAUCACAAUUUCACAUGGGUUUUAAAAAAAGACAACAUGAACAGGGCUCCUACAGUGUUCUAAAAUGCAUACGGUCAAACCUUACUAUGUAAAAAUUUGUGUUUUCCUGAGAAAUAGUUGUCACAUUCUUCUACAUCUCAUUGUUUACUUGGUACGGAUAUGCAAUUUAGCUUUCCCCACGUCCACAAUAGAAAAAUGAUACAAUUAUUCAAUUGUAGUUAUAUGAUGUGUGAUUAUGUAAAUGACAUAUAUAGAUUAAUCUAAAUAACAUGUAUCCAGCAAUGUGAUUUCCCAAUGGUGAUCCACCUGUCCUACUCAAAAAAUAAUCUUCCUGUUUACAUCGUUCGUUUACAAUACUUUUAUAUCCGACACAUUUUCAAGAUUGUUAUUAGUGUAAAAUGAACAUUGACUUUCUAAUGGCAGAUGUUGAUCUAAUGUUUGUGAAAUAAACUGAAAAGAUUUUAUAACUA